Gregarina niphandrodes is the source of this 1257-nucleotide messenger RNA. Its product is annotated as glucosidase II beta subunit-like protein. Bases 1 to 1257 code for a protein of 418 amino acids. NCBI's taxonomy places the organism in Eukaryota, Apicomplexa, Conoidasida, Eugregarinorida, Gregarinidae. The record is from RefSeq and is a predicted model, not a curated record. The transcript has a single exon.
AUGUAUGCGCGAGUGGUAUGGCUGGCGCUGCUGGCUCAGGGGCAGAACUACGAUGGGACCUAUCCGCUAAUCGAGGUGCCAUAUAUAUGGGAGACUCAGGUGAACACAAAAGACCUGAAGGAGGCGUGGCUGACACGGUCUGGGGGGACCGGAACGGUGAUAAACAAUGUUGUGUUAGUGGAGCGGAACGCGUAUAAUGGCACGUAUGAAUCAGCAACAAGGUCGCCAGGUCAUCACAAGUGCGCCGCUGUGGACGUUAUCCUGGACCGGGUCCACGUCAGCGAUGGGAUUUGCGACUGCUGCGACGGCUCGGACGAGCCGGAGGGGGCCUGUGCCAAUCGGUGUUCAGAGUGGAAUAAAAUGGUGGCCAAGAGAAACGAACAAAUUACGAGCACGAUGCUGGCGCUUCAGAACAAGAGAACCAGUCGCUUGGAUAUGGGCCUUAAAAUGGUAGACGACGACGAUAUUGUGGACGAGUAUGCAGACAGUCUGGAAGGUGCGGGCGGUGGCACAGACGGUGGUGGCACACACAGUGGCACACACGGUGGCACAGACGGUGGUAGCACAGGAACAGAUGGUCAGAUGCGUCGCACGCCGGCCAAGUCAUUGCUUGAGAACUGGUUGUGGCCGGCGAAGUCGCGAUUUACUUUGUUGCGUAACUGGUGGUUCGUGUCUUUGGCUAAGUUGUUGGGCAAGAGGGUGGCGGAGGAGUUGGAGAUGAAGCCGCUGAGUGAGAAUUUGCGUUCGGAGUUGAACGUCUUAAAACCGCACCCGGAAUGGCUGUACACAGCGGCCUUGGUAUCCGACUCGAUGCAGUUGCAACUGGACCAGAAACGGUUUACAGUGAAGGAGUUGUUGGAAAUCACGAUGAAAGAAACGUGGCAGUACAGUACCGUGAGCUACGGCAAGCUCGUCAAUGUGACGGUAGUCGACCCGACGGACUUGACUUUGCCGCUUCCGACCAAGUACAGCCGCCUCAUAAGUCCGUACGUGAUGUUGUAUCAAGGCGGGUCGCGCUGUCGAGACAAGGCCUUCAACGACGAUCAACGUUCCUGGAUCGAAGCCGAUAACGAGAGUUACAGUGCGCGUCUCUACACCGUCUGCGCCGAACACGACGCACUUCUCUGGGUUGAGUUCCAACAACCCUGCAGGCUCAGCGCCGUCGCCUCCAGUCCCGCAGCCUGCGUGUCACACCGACAGGCGCAAGUCGAAAACUUGCCCAGCGGCCAGGGCCGGCGGGUGAAAAACGAGCUGUGA